UUGGUGCUACUGGGCCCCGUCGCCCUGGGGACGUGGCCGGAGCGCUCGCUGCCCCGGCAGGCACCGAACGGCGAGCGAAGCGGGUCCGGGAUCCUCCUGUGGCUGGAGGGGAAAGAGAUGCAGCUUCCUCCCGGAGACCGUAGAGGAAGUUAACCGAGUUUGGGGAGUGGGGUGUGCACAUGGCCAGGAUCAGUUUUUCUUGCCUGUGUCCAGCAACUUGGCACUUCACCGUGCCCUCGGUGAGCCUUUGCCUUCGUCAGCGUUUGGCUCUGCUGGGCCUCUUGCUUGGAGCCUGCCUUCUGCUGCUUUUGACAAUUACAAAUCUGUGGCAUUGGAAAGCUGACUCCCAGGACAGGCAGUUUGAAAGGUAUUUGGCAAGAUAUCGAGCCUUGGAGGCAACGGACACAAAGGACCCAACUCUGAGUUACGGGGUUGUUGUUGACUGCGGGAGCAGCGGGUCCCGGGUCUUUGUGUAUUUUUGGCCACCGCACAAUAAGAAUCUCCAUGACCUGCUGGACAUCCGGCAGAUGCGAGACCACAGCAGCGAACCUGUGGUCAAGAAGAUCAAGCCAGGGAUCUCUACGCUGGCAAAAACUCCAGAGAAGGCUAGUGAAUACAUGAGGCCACUGCUCAGCUUCGCUGCCACCUACGUGCCCAAGGCCAAGCACAAGGAGACUCCCCUCUACAUCUUGUGUACUGCAGGAAUGAGGCUACUGCCUGACCGGCAGCAGGCGGCCAUCCUGGAGGACCUGGUGAGGGACGUGCCCUUGGAAUUUGACUUCCUCUUCUCGGAAUCGCAGGCGGAAGUGAUCUCGGGGAAGCAGGAAGGGGUCUACGCUUGGAUAGGCAUCAACUUUGUCCUGGGGAGAUUUGACCACGAAGAAGAGGAAGAUGCGCUGAUUUCUGUGACCCUGGCUGGCCAGGAAGAGCCCCUGGUGCGGAAGAGGACAGUUGGGAUCCUUGACAUGGGAGGCGCCUCCCUGCAGAUCGCCUACGAGGUGCCCAGCUCCGCCACCUUCUCUUCUCCUCAGCAGGAGGAAGCAGCCAAGAGCCUGCUUGCUGACUUCAACCUGGGCUGCGACGUGCAACACACCAAGCACAUCUACCGGGUCUACGUCAACACCUUCCUUGGCUUUGGAGGCAACUUUGCCCGGCAGCGCUACGAAGAGCUGGUACUGAAUCAAACCAUCGCCCGCAACAGGUUGCGGGGUGAGCAGAUGGGGUCAACCCCUGAGGUGCCAGUCUUAGACCCUUGCCUGCCUGUGGGACUGGAGGAUGUUGUGGAUCAGGGUAGCCAGACCCUGCACAUCAGGGGCCAAGGAGACUGGCAGGCCUGCGCAGAGCAAUUACGCCCCCUGCUGGCUGGAGACAACAGUAGCCAAGUGGCUUUGACCAACACCUAUCAGGCCCCUCUGGAUUUUACGAACAGCGAAUUCUACGGGUUCUCCGAGUUCUACUACUGCACCGACGAUGUGCUGCGCCUGGGAGGACCAUAUCAUAGGCCCACGUUCGCACGGGCUGCCCAGGAUUACUGCAGCCUGAGCUGGUCUGUACUGACACAGAGGUUCCGAGACAAGCUGUACUCAUCACAUGCAGACCUGCACCGUGUCAAGUACCAGUGCUUCAAGUCGGCCUGGAUGCACCAAGUCCUUCACGAAGGGUUCCACUUCCCCACGGAUUACUCUGGCCUCCGUACGGCCCAGUUGGUGUAUGACCGUGAAGUGCAGUGGACGCUGGGAGCCAUUCUCUAUAAAACCCGCUUCUUGCCGCUCAGGGAUAUCCGCCAGGAGGGCAUCCGUCAACCCCACAGCCCUUGGCUCCGUCUCUCCUUCGUCUACAACCACUAUCUCUUCUUCGCGUGCAUUCUGGUGGUGACGCUCGCGAUUGGACUCUACCUCCUCCGUCUGCGCCGCAUCCACCGCCAGCAGCAGCUCGACCUGCUGUGGCUGUCAGAAGUGGUGCCGCUGUCAGCGCAGGAGCAGGGCUCCUGACAAAACCGCUACCUCUCUGUGACUGGCCAGUGCUGCCCCCUCGGCACUGGUUUUGAACAGGCCCAAAGCUGUGAUCCUCUUGUAUUUUUUUUAGUCCAGGAUUCUGUAGCACUCCAGCAUAGCCCCAGGGCCAAAAUCACAAGGGUGUCCGCUCAGAUUUGCCCCCUGCCCUGAGCUCCCCCAAUGGACACCAGAUUUUCCUCUGUGCCCAAAGGCCUCAGCUAGCAUAGGAUAACCGUGCCGCAAGGAAGAGGACCAGAGCUGCUCUCUUCUAUCCUUGACUGUGAGCAAGAGGCAGCAUUUCUGCAAGCGACCAAAGAAAACUUGGAUUUGCUCAGGGAGGGGAAGGAGAAGGACCUUGUGUGGCCACAGGCCAUAUUUAGGACUGGACAGCUCUUUGAGUAAGGCACCUCACAGAAAAGGAAAGGAGAUUAUUCUUUCUGGUGCUUGAAAUCUAUGACUGUAGGCCUCUCCGCUAAAUUCGUGUUGAUGCCUGUGAGAGGAGGACCAAAUUCAUGCAUACAGAAUUCCAUGGGGGUAAAGAACAUCCUUUUUUUCAAAA
Molecule: messenger RNA, 2553 nt
Organism: Elgaria multicarinata webbii
Lineage: Eukaryota; Metazoa; Chordata; Lepidosauria; Squamata; Anguidae
Gene: ENTPD7
Product: ectonucleoside triphosphate diphosphohydrolase 7
Exons: 13
Coding region: 180-1991 (603 amino acids)
Biological process (GO): UDP catabolic process
Cellular component (GO): Golgi apparatus
Molecular function (GO): GDP phosphatase activity; UDP phosphatase activity
Source: RefSeq, a predicted model, not a curated record